Messenger RNA from Arctia plantaginis, 3519 nucleotides. The record is from the annotation of a GenBank genome assembly. Lineage: Eukaryota; Metazoa; Arthropoda; Insecta; Lepidoptera; Erebidae.
AUGCCUAUAUCGCCAAACGGGCAUGCAUCGAGAUAUAAGUACUACGUACACUUAUAUCUCGAUGCGGGCAUGCAAAAGCGUACUAAAGAUCAAAGGAACAAAAGAAGAAAGAGGAUACUGCUCCAAGCAUAUCUUAUUUCACAUUGGUUCGCAUCUAGAAAGGAUAAAUUAUUGAUUAGUGUAGCAUUGACUGCAUCUUUGAUCGCGGGUUUGAUACUUCCUUAUGCGAUCACACUUGUAGCAAACAUCUUCCAAACUAUGAUAACAUAUGAUAAGUCUAGGAAAGGGGGGAAACGGGACGAUACAGAAUUCCUAAUGAAUAUGCAUAAAUUCGGGAUCAAUUACUCUUGUGUCGGAGUUGUGCUAUUUACAUGUGUCUAUCUAGGAAAUGCCUUCAUGAAUAUUACUGCUAUUAACCAGAUCUAUAGAUUGCGAAGAGAAUACUUAAAGGUUGCAUUAAAUCAAGACUUUGCCUAUUUUGAUGUUCAUCAAACCACAGAUUUUGCAUCUAAGAUGGCUGAUGACGUGAUAAAAUUAGAAGAAGGUAUCGGAGACAAAGUGCCAUCGUUCAUAUACAGCGUGACCACUGCUAUUGGGUGUAUAUGUAUGGCUGUCUUUAAAGGAUGGAAGCUGGCUCUUCUUUGUCUCAUUACUACACCCGUCACAUUCGCGCUAGUCGGUUUAACUGGAAGGAUAGCAGAUCGUCUGUACAAAAAAGAGGCAAUACAAACAGGUCACGCAAGUGCUAUAGCACAUGAAGUAAUAAGUUCUAUAAGAACUGUUUAUGCUUUUAAUGGCCAAAAGAAAGAGUUGGAGAGAUAUACAAAACCUCUUGCUAAAUCUAAGAAGAUUUAUAUUAAAAAGGCUCUUGGAAAUUUGGGCCUGGUUGGCUCUCUAGUCCGGUCUUUCGGGGUGGCGCGCGGUGCUGGUGCUCAGAUUUAUCGUCUCCUGGACAGUGUCCCUACAAUCAAUCCAUUAUUAGAUCGUGGACUGAAACCUUUGACGGCUGAAGGCGUUAUUGAAUUUAAGAAUGUUGAUUUUUAUUAUCCCUCUAGACCUGACGUGCCGAUACUAAAGGGCGUAAGUCUAAGCGUAAAACACGGAUAUUCGGUAGCUUUAGUCGGCCACUCCGGCUGCGGCAAGUCCACUAUAAUACAACUCAUUUCUAGAUACUACGACGUCUGCAAUGGAAGUGUAUGUUUAGAUGGUAAUGACGUGCGCACUCUGUCGGUAGUGUGGUUGCGCUCUCAGAUAGGCCUGGUCGGCCAGGAGCCAGUACUAUUCAACACAACUGUUCGGGAAAACAUUCGCUAUGGGAGAGAAGAUGCCACAUAUGAAGAUAUAGAAGCCGCUGCUAAGCAAGCUAAUGCUCAUCACUUUAUCAUGAAACUGCCUAAGGGUUAUGAUACUUUAGUAGGGGAACACGGAGCAUCCUUGUCUGGUGGUCAAAAACAACGCAUAGCAAUUGCUCGGGCACUUGUGCGUCAGCCUCGUCUUCUACUUCUAGAUGAAGCUACUUCAGCGCUUGAUACUGCCUCUGAAGCAAAAGUACAAAUAGCACUUGAGAAGGCCGCGAAAGGUCGUACUACAAUCGUAGUUGCCCACCGUUUAUCAACAAUCCGGCACGCAAAUAUGAUAUAUGUAAUGAACAGCGGUGAGCUUGUGGAGUCUGGUACCCACGAGGAGUUGAUGGCGAAGCAUGGCCACUACUAUGAUAUGGUUGGUUUACAGGAGCCAAUGAAAAUUCCUUCGACAGAUGAUGUUCUCACGAGAGAGGAUUCUACGCUGUCAGAAGCUUACGUCAUGGAAAAUUUAUCUAAGACAGUGCUCCAGAUGUCUAGUGAUGAUGAUGAGGCAAAAGUGGCUAAUGUGUCUUUCUGGCGGGUCUUGGCCCUGAAGUCGAAGGAAUGGAAGUGGAUGGUGGCGGGUACUGUUUGCUCUAUGUUCGUCGGAUUCACUAUGCCCCUGUUCAUCGUUCUGUUUGGCGAUUUGUUUGGCUCAAUGUCAAAUCCUGAUACAAAAGUUUUGAUGAGCAAAGUCGACACAGUUUCUGCAAUGUGUGUAAUUAUUGGAUUGGUAAUGGGCAUUGCCCAUUUAAUUGAGGCAGUCUCAUUUGCAAUAUCAGGCGCAAACCUCACAGAAAAGUUGCGGUUACGAAUGUUCGAACACAUAUUGAAACAGGAUGUAAUGUUUUUCGACGAAAAAGCUAACUCCACUGGCGCGUUAUGUGCCAAACUUUCUGCUGAAGCUUCUUAUGUACAAAGUGCAACGGGUCAACGAAUAGGUAUUUGUUUUCAAGGUUUGGGCUCUAUUGGUCUGGCGCUAGUCCUGGCGAUGUUAUAUGAAUAUCGGGUUGGAUUACUCGCGUUGGCUUUUCUUCCUGUGAUUUUUAUUAUAAUCUAUUAUCAGUCGAAAUCAGCCAGUAAGGAAUCCUUCGGAAAUGCUAAAGCAUUAGAAAAUAGUACAAAGAUAGCCUUGGAGGCGGUGGGCAACAUUCGGACGGUAGUAUCUUUGGGGCUGGAGAAAUGGUUCGUGAGUGAGUACGUACGCGCGCUCACACCUACACUCAAGAUCGCGCACAGGAACGCUCAUUGUCGCGGUCUUGUGUCUGGCCUCUCGAGAUCCUUGUUCAACUUCGUCAAUUCAGCCGCACUCACAUAUGGAGGGCAUCUUAUCGUCACUGAAGGUGUCCGUUAUGAGCACAUCUUAGUAACAACACAAUCCUUGCAAAUGGCUUCCGGUCAAGCGCAGAACGCUUUCACAUUCGCGCCUGAAUUCCAGAAAGGAAUAGCUGCCGCGUCCCGAAUUAUAGCACUGCUCAAUAUGAGAGCAACAAUUUUGGAUCCUGAAGUGCCAGCCGUUGCUCCUUUUGUGGAUAGCGGUAAAACGGUUGCUCUGGUUGGCCGUAGUGGUUGCGGAAAGAGCACUGUGAUAGAACUGCUUCAGAGGUUCUACGAUCCCAGUGCAGGAUGCAUUUACUUAGAUGAAAUAUCACUGGCCAACGUGAGGAUGUCCGAGGUGCGGAGUUCAUUUGGCUUGGUGUCACAGGAGCCCGUGCUUUUUGACUACAGUAUAGAAGAGAAUAUCGCGUACGGUGACUACGCACGUUCACCAUCACACUACGAUGUCGUAGAAGCUGCUAAACUGGCCAACAUACACGACUUCGUAAUAUCCUUGCCACUCGGCUACGAAACAAACAUUGGGCCGAAGGGGAUGCAGUUAUCGGGUGGACAAAAACAACGAGUGGCAAUAGCGAGAGCAUUGAUACGAAAACCCAAAAUACUGUUGCUAGACGAGGCCACCAGUGCUCUUGAUACCGAGAGCGAGAAGGUAGUGCAGGCGGCUUUAGACGCAGCAAGUGCAUCGUGUACGUGUCUGGUGAUCGCGCACCGCCUCAGUACCGUCCGUGACGCACACCUCAUAUGCGUUGUCAGCGGGGGGGUGGUCGCAGAAUCCGGCACGCAUCACGAGUUGCUCGACCUUAGAGGCCUUUAUUACCGUUUGCACUCUAAUAAUUAA